AUGCUGUGGCUCAAAAGGCAAGAUGACUCUCCCAAAGAGAUUUUGAAUUGGAAGCUGUGGUAUGGCGUUUUUGUCUUUGGACUUAUGGGCGCUGCCCGUGGUCUGGACGAGGGUCUCAUCGGAACGUCAGCCUCGCAGAAGAGUUUCAUCAAUCUUUUCGGGCUUAAGGACCCGUCUCUGAGCGAAAAUCAGCAAGCAGAUCUCCUUUCGAAUAUCACAUCCAUGGUCCAGCUGGGAUCGAUUGGAGGUGCUUUGUUGGCCUUUUUCAUCACAGACAAGAUUGGACGUCUCUGGGCAACAAGGGAACUCUGCAUAGUAUGGGUGGUUGGUAUAGCAAUCUUCCUCGGCUCAGCAUCCAAUGGCAGCAUCGGUAUGGUGUACGCUGGUCGAUUCAUUGCUGGACUCGGAAUUGGCCAGACCACUGUCGUGGCUCCGACAUAUCUUGCUGAGGUAUCCCCAAAGUUCACUCGAGGACUGGCUGUCUGUAUGUUCUCCGGCAGCGUGUACCUGGGCAUUAUGCUGGGAUACUUCGCCUCUUGGGGCUGCUCGAUCCACAUCAGCAACUCGUCCGAGAUGCAAUGGGUCGUUCCGAACCUUCUGCACAUCUACUUCGCCGCCAUCAUCUUCGCGACAUCCUUCUUCGCGAUCGAGAGCCCAAGAUGGCUCGUCAAGAUUGGAAAGCAUGAGAAGGCGUCGUCGAACCUCUCGCGGUUGCGAAACCUCCCUGUAGAUCAUUGGUAUGUGCAGUCGGAGCUUCUGGAUAUCAACGAGCAGCUGGAUCGUGAACGAGAGGCUACCCAGGGUGCUCAUUGGACUGGUGUGCUCAAGGAGCUCGUGUCUUCAUCUGCGAACCGAUACCGUCUGAUGCUCUCGAUUAUGUCCCAGUUGCUUGGUCAGUGGAGUGGUGCCAAUUCGAUCACUAUAUACGCACCGGAAUACUUCGAGAUGGUUGGACAGUCUGGACAGAAUGAGAAGCUGUUUGCUACCGCCAUCUUCGGUGUCGUCAAAUUCGUCUCAGCACUCAUCUGCGCCCUCUUCCUCAUCGAUUUCGUCGGCCGAAAGCGUUCGUUGAUGACCGGGAUCACGUUGCAGUUCAUCUCCAUGCUCUACAUGGCCAUCUUCCUCUUCAUCGACACCAGCGUCGACAACCCGGAGACUCAGACCAAGAGCCAGAAAUCCGCAGCAACAGGCGCUAUCGUCAUGAUAUACUUGAGUGGUUUCGGCUGGGCUAUGGGCUGGAACUCGAUCCAGUACCUGAUCAACUCUGAAAUCUACCCCCUUCGACUCCGAGCCAUCGGCGGAUCGAUCGCGAUGACUAUCCACUUCGUCAACCAGUAUGGAAACAGCAAGGCGGUCCCGUCGAUGUUUAUAGGCAUGGAGCAUAGCGGUACAAUGCUGUUCUUCUCUCUGGUGACAUUGAUCGGUCUGGCGUGGGCGUGGUUCUUUUUGCCAGAACUGGCAGGCAAGAGCCUCGAAUCCAUCGACGCUGUGUUCGAGCUGCCAUGGUAUUUGAUCGGAAGAAAGGGCAAGGAGAUGACCCUUGCUAUGGGUGGAGCUGUGGACAACUUUGGAACGGAUAAGGAGAAGGUCGAGGCUGUGGAGGAUAUCCAGGAGGUUAGUGCUGAGCGCAAGGCUUGA
Messenger RNA from Zasmidium cellare ATCC 36951, 1638 nucleotides. RefSeq lists its product as uncharacterized. Gene Ontology annotation, biological process: carbohydrate transport; transmembrane transport. Gene Ontology annotation, molecular function: carbohydrate:proton symporter activity. Gene Ontology annotation, cellular component: membrane. The coding region runs from base 1 to 1638 and encodes 545 amino acids. The transcript has 4 exons. The record is from RefSeq and is a predicted model, not a curated record. Lineage: Eukaryota; Fungi; Ascomycota; Dothideomycetes; Mycosphaerellales; Mycosphaerellaceae.